CAUCAUAUGUGGAUGUGAUGUGGGGGUCCUCCACAGUCAAAGUCUUGGACUUGGACUUCUUGUUUUGCGGUGAAGUGAUGGAGUUUAUUUCAGAGUCGCUGUUUUUUGAGGAAAGUUUGAUUCAGUUUCGAACAGUAAACGAAGCGGGACGCUGCAGCUCAUCGUGAUGGAUGAAACACUGCAUGCGUGCAUCAGGGACGACAAAUAACUGGAAGCCUAUUAAGAAACGCAUCCAGCCACACCUACGUCCAAGAAUGAGGAUCAAAUACACAAUACCCAUCGUCUUUUUCCUGGCACUCGUUGUCAUUGAGAAGGAAAACAACAUUAUCUCGAGGGUCUCAGGUAAGCUCACCUUAAAGCAGAGUACCCAGAUCCCACUACAUCCCAUUGGUCCCUUCCAUACGUUGCUAAAGCAGAAUGGUUCUUCUAAAACUUUCAAGAAGAAGGACUUCAUGCUGAUGAAGCGGCGCCUGGAGAACUAUGGCGAGCACCAGGAGGUGAUGUCAAGCCAAAGGAAACACAUCCUCCUGUUGGCCACCACCAGGACAGGCUCCUCAUUUGUUGGCGAGUUCUUCAACCAGUAUGGUGACAACAUGUUUUACCUGUUUGAGCCACUAUGGCACGUGGAGAAGAUGCUGACAUUGGAGACCGGAGGUACCAAUGCCACAGUGGCAGCCAAGGCAUACCGAGAUGUGCUUCAGCACCUCUUCCUGUGUGAUUUUUCCCUGCUGGAGAACUUCAUCAACCCAGUUCCUGUGGAUCACAUCACCGCCGCACUCUUCCGCAGGGAGUCCAGCAGCUCCCUAUGUGAAAAGUCGGUCUGUAGUCCUUUUGUUAAAGGGGUCUUUGAGCGCUAUCACUGCAAGACCAGGCGUUGUGGGCCACUGAAUCUGACCAUGGCCUCAGAUUCCUGCCUUCAAAAGGCUCAUCGGGUCAUUAAGUCAGUGCGGGUACGCCAGCUGGAAACCCUCCGUCCACUCGCUGAGGACCCACGGCUUAACGUGAAGUUUAUUCAGUUGGUUCGGGAUCCUCGUGCUGUACUCGCUUCGCGCAUGGUGGCCUUUGCAGCCAAGUACAAGAACUGGAAACAGUGGACGAUGGAUGGAGAUGUUCCUAUUGAUGACGACGAGGUGAGGAAGCUUAAAGGAAACUGUGAAAACAUCAGACUGUCAGCUGAAACCGGCCUCAGACAGCCAUCGUGGUUGCGCAGCCGCUACAUGCUGGUGCGUUACGAGGACAUUGCUCGAUUCCCAAUGAGGAAGGCAAUGGAGAUGUACAAGUUUAUCAAAAUGCCGCUCACUCCGAAAGUGAAAUCCUGGAUCCUAAAGAACACGCAGGCGUCUAAGGAGGCCAGCGGCGUGUAUUCUACGCAGAAGAAUUCCUCUGAACAAGUAGAGAAGUGGAGGUUCAACCUGCCUUUCAAAAUAGCCCAGGUUGUCCAGAAUGUUUGUGGGUCAACACUGAAGCUUUUUGGGUACAAAUCUGUAAGUAGUGAAGAAAUGCUCAUGGACAAAACUAUUAGUCUGAUAGAGGAUAAAGUCUUCAAGUUUUUAUAGACUUUGAUCAACAUGAACCCUGAAACAGAAACAACCAACGACAGAAAACUCUGGAAUAAUUGAUAUUUAUUAUGAUUUUAUAUCUUUAAACAGAGAACUAUAUAUUUUCUGACAGUGUACUAUUUAAAAAUUGUU
Thalassophryne amazonica is the source of this 1691-nucleotide messenger RNA. RefSeq names its product carbohydrate sulfotransferase 3-like. Gene Ontology annotation, molecular function: chondroitin 6-sulfotransferase activity; N-acetylglucosamine 6-O-sulfotransferase activity. The record is from RefSeq and is a predicted model, not a curated record. Gene Ontology annotation, biological process: carbohydrate metabolic process; N-acetylglucosamine metabolic process. Bases 171 to 1556 code for a protein of 461 amino acids. Gene Ontology annotation, cellular component: Golgi membrane. The transcript has 3 exons. Lineage: Eukaryota; Metazoa; Chordata; Actinopteri; Batrachoidiformes; Batrachoididae.